Pocillopora meandrina is the source of this 318-nucleotide messenger RNA. The record is from the annotation of a GenBank genome assembly. NCBI's taxonomy places the organism in Eukaryota, Metazoa, Cnidaria, Anthozoa, Scleractinia, Pocilloporidae.
AUGUUGGAAAUUGUAUGGAUUUUCUCAACUGGUCUUGGAACACUUCUCUUUUUAGCAGAGAUUGCAAUACUCUGUUGGGUGAAGUUUAUCAAUCACAGUGAGCCUGCGGCAGUGGCUGCUUCUGUGGUAUUAGUACCUGUAUGCAUUGUGUUGGUAUGGUUUGUUGUGCAUUUUAACCGAUCUCUUGUCCAACACAAGUAUGAAAUAUCAUUUCAGAGAAUUAAAGAACUUCAAUAGAUUGCAAACCAACUCUACACAGAUACAGGGACAGCACUAAGCUCACCAGCAGCCAGUCCAUGUCCUUAUCACAGGGUUUGA